AUGACUACUUCCAAGGAAACUUUCCUUUUCACUUCAGAAUCCGUUGGUGAAGGUCACCCAGAUAAGAUUUGUGACCAAGUCUCCGAUGCCAUUUUAGAUGCUUGUUUAGCUGUUGAUCCAUUGUCAAAAGUUGCUUGUGAAACUGCUGCCAAAACCGGUAUGAUUAUGGUUUUUGGUGAAAUUACCACUAAAGCUCAAUUGGAUUAUCAAAAAAUCAUUAGAGACACCAUUAAACACAUUGGUUACGACGAUUCUGAAAAAGGUUUUGAUUACAAGACUUGUAACGUCUUGGUUGCAAUUGAACAACAAUCUCCAGAUAUUGCUCAAGGUUUACAUUACGAAAAAGCUUUGGAAGAGUUGGGUGCUGGUGAUCAAGGUAUUAUGUUUGGUUAUGCCACCGAUGAAACCGAUGAAAAAUUGCCAUUGACCAUUUUAUUGGCCCACAAAUUGAAUGCUGCCUUGGCUUCUGCCAGAAGAUCAGGUUCCUUGCCAUGGUUGAGACCAGAUACCAAAACCCAAGUCACCAUCGAGUAUGAAAAAGACGGCGGUGCAGUUAUCCCAAAAAGAGUCGACACAAUUGUUAUUUCCACUCAACAUGCUGAAGAAAUCACCACCGAAAAUUUGAGAAAAGAAAUUAUUGAACAUGUCAUCAAAAAAGUCAUCCCAGAACAUUUAUUAGACGACAAAACUAUCUACCACAUUCAGCCAUCAGGCAGAUUCGUCAUUGGUGGUCCCCAAGGUGAUGCUGGUUUGACUGGUAGAAAGAUCAUUGUUGACACCUAUGGUGGUUGGGGCGCACAUGGUGGUGGUGCCUUCUCAGGCAAGGAUUUCUCCAAAGUUGAUAGGUCUGCUGCUUAUGCCGCUCGGUGGGUUGCCAAGUCGUUGGUGACCGCCGGAUUGGCCAAAAGGGCCUUGGUGCAGUUCUCCUAUGCUAUUGGGGUUGCUGAACCCACCAGCAUUUAUAUAGACACCUAUGGGACAUCUAAAUUGAGCACCGAAGCCCUUGUAGAAAUUAUCAAGAAUAAUUUUGACUUACGCCCUGGCGUAAUUGUAAAAGAAUUAGAUUUGGCUCGCCCUAUUUAUUUUAAAACUGCUUCUUACGGACAUUUUACUAACCAAGAAAAUUCUUGGGAACAACCAAAAAAAUUAAAAUUUUAG
This is a messenger RNA of Candida albicans SC5314, 1158 nucleotides long. RefSeq names its product methionine adenosyltransferase (gene SAM2). Gene Ontology annotation, molecular function: methionine adenosyltransferase activity; ATP binding. Gene Ontology annotation, biological process: S-adenosylmethionine biosynthetic process. Gene Ontology annotation, cellular component: cytosol. NCBI's taxonomy places the organism in Eukaryota, Fungi, Ascomycota, Pichiomycetes, Serinales, Debaryomycetaceae. The coding region runs from base 1 to 1158 and encodes 385 amino acids. The record is from RefSeq and is a predicted model, not a curated record. The transcript has a single exon.